GAUUUCGCGGGAAUUAUUCCUGUUGCUCGCAAGCUACUGAAAAUAAUCGUCGAUAUCUGAAAAUAUCAACACACACUUGAUCUCAGAGGAGUAGCAGCUGAAGUGCAAACGUCUAUUUUCUUCGGACAGUCAUGUUCUCAGACCUAAGUGUACAGAGGGAGGGCUCCUCUCUGCUCUGCCGUCCUGCCUCAGAGGACCAGGGCCCGGUGUUUGAGAGAACGUCUCUGGCUUAUAGUCAGUGCUCUGAACGCUACAGAGUUGGGGAGCGGAGCUUCAGCCGCCAGUAUGCUCACAUUUACGCAGCACGACUUAUGCAGAUGAGGCCUCUGCUGUCAGAGAGAGCUCAGCAGAAGUGGGGAUCAGAUGUGGUUAUCAAGAAGCUGUGUGAUCUAGAAACAGCGGAGCAGUGUUGCAUUGUAGGGACUCUGUUCAAGCGUAUGGACUUGCAGCCAUCUAUUCUGAAAGAAAUCAGUGAGGAGCACAACCUCCUGCCCCAGCCUGCACGAGCAAAAUACAUUCAUGAAUCAGAUGAGUUGAUUCUGGAGGAUGAACUGCAGAGGAUUAAACUAGAGGGGAAAAUUGACAAAGACAAGUGUGUCACAGGCAGCGUCAUUGCAGUAUAUGGUGCCGAGAGGAAUGAUGGGAAGUUCACAGUUGAGGACUUUUGCACAGCGGAUCUUCCUUUGCAGAAAGCAAGACCUGCACUUGACUCUGACAGGUUUGUGCUCCUGGCGUCAGGUCUGGGUCUUGGCAGUACUCAUGCUGACAGCAUGCUGGGCCUACAGUUGCUUGUCGACAUGGUAACUGGUCAGCUCGGUGACCUUGGGGAGCAGAGUGGUGCAGCAACAAUUUCCAGGGUUCUGCUGGCGGGAAACCUCCUGAGUCAAAACACUCAAGACAAGGAUGCAUCAACAAAGGCCAAGUAUCUUACUAAGAAGACUCAAGCUGGCAGUGUGGAUGCCAUUCGUUUGCUAGAUGAGUUGUUGCUUCAGCUGGUGGCCUCGGUUCCUGUGGAUGUAAUGCCUGGCCAGUACGACCCCACCAACUACACCCUCCCACAGCAGCCUCUCCACCGAUGCAUGUUCCCCUUGUCGUCUGUUUACCCCACACUACAGCUGGCAUCCAAUCCAUACCACGCCAGCAUAGACGGAGUGAGGUUCCUCGGUACAUCAGGGCAGAACGUCUGUGACAUUCAGAGGUACAGCAGCAGGGACAGCCACUUGGAAAUAUUAGAGGAAACGCUUCGACUCCGACAUCUGGCCCCGACGGCACCUGACACAUUAGGUUGUUACCCAUUUUACCAAAAAGACCCUUUCAUCCUGGAAGAGUGUCCCCAUGUUUACUUCAGUGGCAAUGCCCCUACUUUCGACUCCAAGCUCAUCAAAGGUCCGGAUGGCCAGGAAGUCCUUUUGGUUACCGUUCCAGAAUUCAGCAGCACGCAGAUGGCGUGCCUCGUCAAUUUACGUACUCUUCACUGUGAGCCAAUCAGCUUUUCUGCCUUCUCUGCAGAUGAAGAUGAGGAAAGUGAGAUGAACGUAAGCCACUGAGGACACAGCUGAUGCUUUUUUUUUUUUUUUUUUUUAAGACUAAUUUGUUUUGGCCACAGAAGAAUCAAAUGAACUUCAAUCCAAAAAACACAGAAGCUUUUCAAUAAGAUACAU
Messenger RNA from Pelmatolapia mariae (spotted tilapia), 1661 nucleotides. It is a transcript of the gene pold2, whose product is annotated as polymerase (DNA directed), delta 2, regulatory subunit. Bases 132 to 1547 code for a protein of 471 amino acids. Gene Ontology annotation, biological process: DNA replication; DNA strand elongation involved in DNA replication. NCBI's taxonomy places the organism in Eukaryota, Metazoa, Chordata, Actinopteri, Cichliformes, Cichlidae. The record is from RefSeq and is a predicted model, not a curated record. The transcript is spliced from 11 exons. Gene Ontology annotation, molecular function: DNA binding. Gene Ontology annotation, cellular component: delta DNA polymerase complex.